Molecule: messenger RNA, 1227 nt
Organism: Leptidea sinapis
Lineage: Eukaryota; Metazoa; Arthropoda; Insecta; Lepidoptera; Pieridae
Product: uridine diphosphate glucose pyrophosphatase NUDT14-like
Exons: 6
Coding region: 416-1081 (221 amino acids)
Biological process (GO): ribose phosphate metabolic process; nucleoside phosphate metabolic process
Molecular function (GO): metal ion binding; UDP-sugar diphosphatase activity
Source: RefSeq, a predicted model, not a curated record
GAGUUGUAGUCGUUAGAGUUAUAGUGCUCUGUGGUAGUAUUUCCAUUCUAAGUCUGUGUCCUGUGACCAAAAGUGUUAUGGGCCUACGUUAGAGUAAAAAAUAAAAAUAGUAUUCGAGUCAGUGAGCUAAGGUAAAAUAAAAAAUUUGUUAAAAUAAUUAUUACAAUAAAAUUUAAAAUAUUCAAAGUAUUAUUUAUGUUUUACUCUUGCUAGAGGAAAUACAUUAUUUGAUUUGUAUUUCCCUACGUCGUGUUUUCUUUUUGCCAAUUUAUACUAAAACACAUUUUAGCUAAAUAAAUAAACGUGAUUUAAAAAUCUAGGCCCAACGUUCAGAAAUUUCCAAUUUACACACACAAUUAAAAGUUUAAGGUUACAAAAAUAAUUUCUCAAUCUUUCUCUACUCAAAUAAAUAAAAAUGGAAGAUGUUAAAGAUGUUUAUAUAUCGCCACUGCCAGAUUCUCCAUAUGUAAAACCAUUUAGAUUAAAUUAUACUCAGAAUGGUAAAAAAAAGAACUGGGACUUACUGGAAGUUCAUGAUAGUGUGGCUAUCAUUGUUUUUAAUGUGACUCGUAGAAGGAUGAUAUUUGUCAAACAAUUUCGCCCAGCUAUAUAUUUCAACUCUAUCCAACCUGAUGAUCGACAUAAGCCAAUAGAUACUGAGAAGUACCCAGCCUCUCUUGGCAUAGCUCUAGAGAUGUGUGCUGGUAUCAUAGACAAAAAAUUGUCAAUAGAAGAAAUAGCAAAAGAAGAAGUGUUAGAAGAAUGUGGAUAUGAUGUCCGUUUGGAGGAUUUGCAUAAGAUAACAUCAUACAGGUCUGGAGUGGGUGUCCAGGGUUCAUUACAGACAUUUUUUUACUGUGAAGUGACAGAUGACAUGAAGACUGAGCAAGGUGGUGGUGUUGAUGAUGAAAUAAUUGAAGUUGUUGAGAUGACAAUACCGCAGAUAGAACAGAUGAUCAACUCACCAGGCCCUAUAUGUAGUCCACCAAGCUGCCUGUUUGCACUUAUGUGGUUUCUACACUAUAAGGCGGACAAGUAUAGAAAGAGUUUCGCCACAUUUUGCAAGGAAUGCAAGGAUUAGGACCUCUCAAUAUUAUAUGAAUGUAAAACGUGGUAAUAAUUGUUGACUUGCGAAAUUUAUGUGCUUUUUCCGAGUUUGAGGGUACAAUGAAAAAAAUACUGUGAUUAUUGUGUGGAUAAUAAAUAAAUUGGGUCUUAUUUAACUUA